AUGGCUAGUGCUUCGCAAAAUAACAUGUGAGUUGACUACAGUAAUCCAACCAUUCUUCAAUUUAUCCAUUUCAGUGGGAUGAGUUCGGUGGCCGAAAGACCAAUUGAGCAAGAGCUGUAUUAUCAUGGUUUAUUACCACGAGAAGAUGUCAAAAUAAUGCUUGUAAAGAAUGGCGAAUUUCUUCUUCGUAUGUCAGAACCGAAAAAGGGUGAACCUCGCUCAUUCAUCCUUUCUGUUAUGCACAAUGCACAAUUAGAUGAGGCGACAGCAAUCAAACAUUUUGUCAUCAAAUUUUCCGGUGGAAAAUAUAUGAUCGAAAAAUACUCGUUUGAUACUAUCCAACAAAUGAUUGAGCAUCAUUUGAAAUCGAAAGAAUCGAUCAAAGUUGCCGAUGAUUGUUUGAUCACCAAACCAAUUCUUCGACAAUAUUGGGAACUUGAUCAUGAAAAUAUCACUGUUUUGAAAAAGUUGGGAGAAGGAGCGUUUGGAGAAGUCAGCAUGGGACAACUUCGAAACAAAAAGAUGAAUAAGACCUAUCAAGUUGCCAUCAAACAAGCAAAACUCGAGAAAGUUACCAAGGAACAAAUCAAGGAAUUCAUGUCGGAAGCUCGUUUGAUGCGUCAAUUCAAUCAUCCACAUGUCGUCCGCUUUUUUGGUGUUGCUGCUGGAACUGAACCAUUAUAUAUGGUGAUGGAAUUGGCAUCGAAUGGUGCACUUGAUAGUUAUCUUACCAAGAAUCCUGAGAUGCCAAUAGAAAAAAGAAAUGAGAUGAUACUUCAAGCUGCUUGGGGUUUGGAGUAUCUUCAUUCGAAACCUGUUUUGCAUCGGGAUAUUGCUGCAAGAAACUGUUUGUAUGGUGAUGGAAAGGUCAAGAUUUCCGAUUUUGGGCUAACUCGACAUGGAACUAUUUAUCAAAUGGAUCCAUCGAGAAAAGUUCCAAUUCGUUGGUUGGCAAUUGAAACUCUCAAACAACAGAUUUAUACACAAAAGACUGAUGUCUGGAGUUACGGUAAGAUUAGAACAAAUAGAUAAUGAAAUAUAAAUUUUUUUAGGAAUCAUGUGUUGGGAGAUUUACAACAAUGGCAUCGAACCAUAUCCUGGAAUGACUGUUGCUGAAGUAAAUCAACAAGUUCGUGAGGGAUACCGUAUGCAAUUGCCGCCAAAUGUCAGCCCGGAAAUUCAAAAUUUGAUUACGGUCAAAUGUUGGAGUGAAAAUCCGAAUGAUCGCUAUGGAAUGCCGGAGAUCGCGACAAUGUUGCAAAAAUUGACUGGUGUCGUUCGUCCCAAUUUUGCAGCUAUUCAAGCUCAAAUUAUGGCUGAACAUCAGGCAAAUAUUGUGACAACAAAGACUGGAAAAAGAAAGAAGAAGGGAGGUGCACCAAGAGGAAUGUAG
Messenger RNA from Caenorhabditis angaria, 1393 nucleotides. The record is from the annotation of a GenBank genome assembly. NCBI's taxonomy places the organism in Eukaryota, Metazoa, Nematoda, Chromadorea, Rhabditida, Rhabditidae.